Messenger RNA from Caenorhabditis auriculariae, 1268 nucleotides. The record is from the annotation of a GenBank genome assembly. NCBI's taxonomy places the organism in Eukaryota, Metazoa, Nematoda, Chromadorea, Rhabditida, Rhabditidae.
AUGGCAGAAAGCAGUGCUCCUGCAAGUACUGGAAGCAAGGUUACAUUCAAAAUUACUUUGACGAGUGACCCAAAACUCCCUUUUAAAGUGUAAGUAUAAAUUUUUUUUUGGAAAAAAAUAGUUUUUUUAGUCUUUCUGUUCCUGACGCAACGCCUUUCACAGCUGUGUUAAAGUUUGCGGCUGAAGAAUUCAAGGUUUUUUGUAUCUACCUUAUAUUUUUUUAACAAUUUUUCUUGUAGGUCCCUCCGGCGACCUCUGCCAUCAUCACAAACGAUGGUGUUGGUAUAAAUCCGGCUCAAACGGCUGGAAACAUAUUUUUGAAGCACGGAAGUGAGCUGAGAUUAAUUCCUCGCGAUCGUGUCGGAGCUGGAAAUUUGUAAUGUUACUAAUUUAUUUUUCGUCAAAGAUUAUUGCAUUGAAAUUUUCUUAUCAUGGGAUGUGAUCAUGUGAAUAAAUUAUUUACAUUAUUGCUUUUGUUGUUUUGUUUUUUAUCGCGUUUUCUCCGCUGAUAUUUUUUUUCGAAAUUUUGAUUGAAACCUUUUUUGAAUGAUAUAUUUCAGAUGAAGUUCUCACCUAACCAGAAGUUGUUCAUCAGCAAAUCGGUCGAAGUUACUACUUUCGCGAUUCAAUGGGGAUUCGUUCCGUUUGUCGUUUAUCUUGGAUUCAGAAAAGGAGCUGAACCUAUGCCGAAUGGACAGGUUUGUUCAUGUUUCUUGUUCUGAUGAAGAUUUAAUUAAAUAUUAUAGUUGUGCUAGAUUGUUUUUUUCAUUUGGUUCAAAUCGAUAGAAAGGUCUCGAUGAUAAAAGUUUUAACAUUUGUUUAAUUGAUUAUACCAAAAAAAGAUAGUUUUAAAUUUAUAAGUGAGUGUAAGGAGUAUCUUUGAAUGCUUUAAAAAAAUAAACAGUUAUAAUUUGCAAACUUUUUUUCCUAGGCUUUUUUUCCUUUUUUUCUUCUGUCAAAAGUUUCGCAAAGUGAAGUUCAUCUUUUCCAAGCCAAGAAAAUCAUUUUUCCAAAAGUUAAAAAAAAAAUAAAAAAAAUGUGGAAUAAAAGUAACGCUUGUGAGUUAGACCUGUUUAUUUUCCGCAUAUACUUCACUUGAAAAUUAUUCGAAUGUUUGCCCACAGUAUUUCAACGUUAAGCUGAAAAGUUUUUGAGAUUUUUUUUUCCUCUUUAUCAUCAUCAUUUUUUUUAUCAACUUACCUCGAACUCUUGUAGUCUCAUGUUUUCAGGUGAUUCCUUUGUCGGUAAUGAGUCUUCUGUGGGGAUGA